Bufo gargarizans (Asiatic toad) is the source of this 1454-nucleotide messenger RNA. RefSeq names its product DnaJ heat shock protein family (Hsp40) member C28 (gene DNAJC28). Bases 290 to 1444 code for a protein of 384 amino acids. The record is from RefSeq and is a predicted model, not a curated record. The transcript is spliced from 3 exons. Lineage: Eukaryota; Metazoa; Chordata; Amphibia; Anura; Bufonidae.
AGCGAAAUGACGUCACGACGCACGCAAGUCUCGCCCACUGGAUGCCGCAAGGAAACUGCUGCGCUCCCCAAACAGAGCGAGCAGAAUAAAGCCCAGGGCUGCCUUCUACGAGGAAUUAUGCCAAAGCAGGUGGCAAUGUGGUCACAUAAUCCAGAACUACAUUCCCCAGAAGUCUGUGCUGCACAACAAACAUGUCUGCUCCCUGAAAGGGGAAGAGAGCCCAGCUGAUCUGUGCAGCCAUAACUGCUAGUUCUUUUGUGUUCACAUUCUUUAUUAUAACUUCACCACCAUGAAACUCCUCAGCGUUCUUCUAACCCAGAAUACAAGAAGUCCUCUCUUUCUAUUGGUCUCUUCAAGCAAAUCUCCCGGCUGUGAAGUCUCUUACUUUUGCUAUUAUUCAACCUACAAGCAUAAAAGAAGCAUCAAGGAAUGUUACAGGAUCCUGAAGCUCCCUGAAGGAUCUUCUGCCGAUGAAGUGAGAGAUUCCUAUAGAACCUUGGCCAAGAAAUACCAUCCUGACAGCGGCGGAACCACUGCAAACGCCGCCAUGUUCAUGCAGAUUGAUGAUGCCUAUAGGGACGUGUUGACCCACUUGGCCACAGAGUCUAAGAAAGCAAAGGACCUGGAAGACGAGGAUGAAAAGAUGUCAGUGUAUAAGGUACCGCAACACAGACAAUACUUGAGCUAUGAAGGUGUUGGUUUUGGCACACCAAGUCAAAGGCAGAGGCAGUAUAUGCAGUUUCGUGUGGAUCGGGCUACGGAUCAGGUUCUAGAUUAUCGUAAGCAGAAGCUAGAACGUCAGUAUGCUGAAAACUCAAUGAUAGCCAAAGAUGUCAAAUACAGCAAAAAAGUAAAAAUAACUCAAGCCAUUGAGCGGUUGGUGGAAGACCUCAUCCAGGAGUCUAUGGCGAAAGGGGAUUUUGAUAACCUCAGUGGGAAAGGAAAGCCCCUCAACAAGUUCUCCUCGUGUCCACAUAUUGACCCCAUGACCCAUAAUCUCAACAGAAUAUUGAUAGAUAACGGUUAUCAACCUGAGUGGAUCAUAUUACAAAAAGAGAUCCGAGAAACUAUCGAUAAACUGAGAGAAGGUUUGGUGGCUUCUCGGAAAAAAAUGGGAGAUCCCAUGACCUACAGGCAGGAAAACCAAUGGACGGAGAUUUGUGAGACCUUCAGAGGAGAUAUAACAAAACUUAACAAGAGAAUCAACGACUUUAACCUGGUUGUCCCACUAUUGAGCAGGCAAAUGGUCCAUUUCAAUGUGGAGAAAGAGAUCUCUCGAGCGGAGCAGGCGUUUAUCACCCUCAACGAGGAACUGAAAGCGGCAAAUAACACCGAGGCCGGUGAACAGAUGGACAACCAUCCGGUCAACCCCACAGAGGUCUUCUUAAAUUGGAUAAAGCAGCUGAAGAACUUCAGAAAUCUGAAUAAACAUAAUAAAGACUAGUAGAAUAUAA